This is a messenger RNA of Drosophila biarmipes, 2513 nucleotides long. RefSeq lists its product as uncharacterized. The record is from RefSeq and is a predicted model, not a curated record. Bases 376 to 2274 code for a protein of 632 amino acids. Gene Ontology annotation, molecular function: monocarboxylic acid transmembrane transporter activity. The transcript is spliced from 5 exons. Gene Ontology annotation, biological process: transmembrane transport; monocarboxylic acid transport. NCBI's taxonomy places the organism in Eukaryota, Metazoa, Arthropoda, Insecta, Diptera, Drosophilidae.
CGCUGGUGAACGUAACGGAAAAGUCGUCGCCUGUUGAAUAUAAUACUACGUAUACAUUCUAUUUACUUGACUCGGCUCGCCUCGUUUCGUUUUUAUUUCUUGUUUUUUUUUUUGUUUGUUUUUGUUAUUGUUUUGUAUCUCAACUUUACUACAGCAUAACAACCAAAACAACAACAGCGGGCGAACAACAAACUACAACAAACAGAGAAGGAGGGAAAACCAUUUACAAAAAUAAAACAGUGGUAAUCACUGAUUCCAGGACUUGAUUGCACUUAUCCAUCCGUCCAGUAAUGCAACAACCGUACAAAAAGCCCUCAGCGCUCAACUAACCCAAGACCCAUCCAAAUCCUCGCCGAAGGCGGCCACAAUUCCAAGAUGACCGACAAUGGGAACCAUUAUAAUAAUAACAAUAACAACAACAAUGAGGCAUCGAGACUGAGAGCACCCGAGGCUGAGCAGGCGGAGCAGCUGCUGCCCAAGAAUGGAUCAGCGGGCCAGACGAAGAAAGCACCUCCUCCUCCCACCCAUAUCCAUACCCAAUCCCAGCCAGCUCAGAUUAUUCCAGCGAAAGAAUCGCAUCCGGCAAAGAAGAGGCGAGACAAGAGCGAUCUGGGGGAAGAUUUUGUGGCACCCGAUGGAGGAUGGGGUUGGCUGGUGUCCGUCGCCAGUGGCGUUAACAUUCUGGUAACGUUCGCCUUGGCCCAGCAGUUCGGUAUUCUUUUCCGCGAUCGUAUGGAAGGUCUAGGAAUCUCCAGCUCCGAACUGACCACCAUCAUCAACACACAGAUCGCUGUGUCUGCAUUUACGGGUCUGCUGAACGGCCCGCUUUUCCGACGCUACACAUAUCGAGUGGUGGCCCUGGUUGGAUCCGUUCUGACCUUUCUGGGCCUCUUCUGGAUGGUAUUCGCAGACACCUUCACCAUCUACAUACUGAGCUUCUCGAUCCUGUACGGAUUUGGCCGAGGACUGACGGUAUCCGCCUCCUCCCUGGCGGUCAACACAUACUUCAAGGUGAAGCGACGCACGGCGACGGCAUUCCAAUUCGGAGUGGCAGGCCUGGGACCGAUUGUGUGUCCCUACUUCGCCACCUAUAUGCUGUACGAGUUCGGAGUCCAGGGAACCACCCUUCUGUUCGCCGGCGCCUCCCUACACACGAUCGCCUGUUCGCUGAUCUACCAGCCUGUCAAGUGGCAUGUGGUGAAGCGGGAUCGCGAUGCAGAGGCACUGCAGCAGGUUCAGCCGUUGGCCGAGCGCGAGGAUCAGGAUGAAGAUAUUAUCAAGAAUGUCGUUGAGCCGGAAACCCCGGUGCUGCCCCGAGCCAAUGACGGUUGGUUCGGCUCGAGGGCCUCUCUGAAUAGUGUGGGUACUCGCAAUCGCCUGAAUUCAUGGGAUAAGUCGGAUGGGAAUGGUCAUGUGGAGCUCAAGAGGCUAAGCAGUAGAGACUCGAAUACUGGGCGCCAGUUCCGCAGCAUUUCCGUCAGUCACAGCAUAAAGGAAGAGGAGGCCUUGGGCUACCAUUCGGAUCAUGAGGUCGUCCACCAAGGACAUCCGGUCCACCAGUUCCCCGCCACCGAGCUAACCGAGAAGGAGAAACAAGAGCUGGAGGACGAGGCGGAACGUCAGCGACGCAAGAAACUGCCAUUCUACAUGAAAGUGGUGAUCUUCUUCGACAUGGAUUUACUGCGGGAUAUUACCUAUGUCAACCUGGCCGUGGGCAUAACGCUGAUCAACUUUGUUGAGGUAAACUUUGCCAUCCUGACACCCUUUAUCCUAGGCGAUCUGGGCUUCAACAAGAGUCAGGUCGCCUUGGCCAUGUCCACACUGGGAUUCUUCGAUUUGAUCGUGCGAUUCCUCAUUCCGGUGAUCACGGCCAAGAUAAACCUAAGCAAUCGUACCUUCUUCGUGGUGGGCAUCCUGGGCAUGUGCGUGGGCCGUAUGUUCCUCUCAAUGACCACAAACUUCUACGUAAUGAUGGGCAUCUUUCUGUGGCUGGGCCUGAACAAGGCCUUUCGCACGGUCUUCUGGUCACUGAUCAUUCCCGGCUAUGUGCCGCUUAAGAGAUUGCCAGCGGCUGCUGGUCUACAGCUGCUCAUGUCCGGCACCUUUUCGAUGAUUUUUGGUCCGCUGAUUGGUCUGAUCCGGGAUCACACCAGCUAUGCGGUGACCCUUAAUCUGUUGAAUGCGCUUUGCGUGAUGGCCUUUGCCGGCUGGUACCUAGAAGACUUUAUCCGCGCCCGCUCAAAAAAAUCGCCACCCGUCAAGUCCAUUGACUGAUGAGAUCGAACAUUCAGUGCCAGCAAUUCCAAGGCCAAAUUGGUUCCCCACAUCCAUCCUAACUUUAGCAAAAUGUUAUUCUUGUUAUCGCAUUUGCCCAGUGCCUUUUUUUUAUCUUAUGUAAACUAUAUUCUGCGUGUACAUUGUGUAUAUACUAUUCGAAGUGUAGCGAAUUAACUGUAUUAAAUAUCUGUAACUGUUAAUUAAUAUGCAUAAGCUGUCAAAAAGUUAAAUUAAAA